Molecule: messenger RNA, 3792 nt
Organism: Epithele typhae
Lineage: Eukaryota; Fungi; Basidiomycota; Agaricomycetes; Polyporales; Epitheliaceae
Product: armadillo-type protein
Exons: 18
Coding region: 1-3792 (1263 amino acids)
Biological process (GO): mitotic sister chromatid cohesion; DNA repair
Cellular component (GO): nucleus; chromatin
Source: RefSeq, a predicted model, not a curated record
AUGGUUGCCCAGACGCGUAAUGCCGGGCAGCCUUCACCCAAGAAGCUCAAGUUUCGCGACAAGAUCCUCGUCAAGGGCGUCAGCACCGAUGCUCUCCUGAAGAAGCUCAAGCAGCUGCACCAGGAGCUCGCAGAUAUGGACCAAGAGAGCGCGGAUAUAUCUUCCCUCGCGCCCAUCCGCAAAGACCUCAUCAACACCUCCAUCUUGCUCCACAAGGAUCGCGGUGUCAAAGCAUACACCGCGUGCUGUCUCGCCGACCUCCUUCGUUUGUACGCCCCCGACGCACCAUACAACCAGAACGAGCUUCGCGACAUCUUCCAGUUCUUCUUCCGCCAGCUUUCGACCGGUCUCAAGGGCGCGGACUCCGCUUACUAUAACGAAUACUUCCAUCUUCUUGAAUCUCUGUCUACAGUCAAGAGCGUCGUCUUGGUCUGUGACCUUCCAAACGGCGACGAGCUUAUGGUCGACAUCUUUCGUGACUUCUUCGGACUCGUGCGUCGCGACCUCGCGAAGAAGAUCGAACUUUUCAUGGCAGAUAUCCUGAUAGCACUCAUCGACGAAUGCUCAGCACUUCCUUCCGAGGUUCUGGAGGUUAUCAUGGCGCAGUUCACAGACAAGAAUGCGAAAAUGGAGCAGCCCUCAUACCGACUCGCCGUCCAAGUCUGUAACGCGACUUCAGACAAGCUCCAGAGGCACGUGUGCCAGUACUUCACCGACAUCAUCGUAGACCGCGCUCGUGAAGAGGAGUACGACGAAGUACAAGUCGCGCACGACCUCAUCCAGCAACUCAACCGCGCGUGUCCGUCUCUCCUUCACAACGUCGUCCCACAACUCGAGGAAGAGUUGCGCGUAGAGCAUGUACAGCUGCGUGUCAUGGCCACCAAGACGCUUGGAGAGAUGUUCUCCGACAAACACGGUUUCGACCUCACUCAGAAGUACCACUCAACAUGGCAACACUGGUUGGGUCGACGAAACGACAAAAGUGUUCUGAUACGCUCAAUAUGGGUGGAGUCGAUGAAGGGUGUCAUCGUCAGUCUCCCACAAGUCCAAAGGGAAACAGAGGAGACGCUGGCUAGCAAGUUGUUGGAUCCAGACGACAAGAUUCGUGCCGCCGUUUGCAAGCUGUACGGGGAGCUAGAUUACGAGGUGGCUCUUCACCACGUAUCUGUGGCCCAGCUGCAAAGGGUUGCUGGUCGAGGGCUGGACAAGAAGCGCGCCGUUCGGGUAGAAGCGUUCAACGCAGUGGGGCGGUUAUAUGGUCUAGCAUACCCCGAGAUCGAAAAUAACGACCCCGCUGCAAUCGAACACUUUGCAUGGAUACCGAAGGAAUUGCUGAAGUGUGCAUCAGUUAGCCGCGAUGUCAAGUCACUCGCCGAACAGGUCCUCGAGGAUCAUCUACUACCGCUUCCAUUACCCCCUGCUGCGUCAUCUUCAAAAGGUACCGAUGUGGACGAAGUUGCUUGGACGGACCGCCUUCUGCUUGUUUCACGCCACUUGGACGACGAGAUUGCCAUGAACACUCUGUUCAGCUUUACGAAUCUUAAGGGAGUACGACCUACACCGUUUGAGAAAUUUGUCGCCGUUUGCAUCGAAUACAACGGUGGAAUCAUUGACGACGACGAAGAUGGAGUUACAGAGAAGUUGAAUGCAAUCAUCAAAGAGAUAGCCUUUCACUUCACGGAGCCUCAGAAAGCGAGCGAGGAUCUCCUGGCGUUCGCCAAACUCAACGAGCCCCGACUGUACAAGCUGCUGAAAACAUGCAUGGACGUCCAGACGGAUCUCAAAGGCCUUUUGAAAGCCAGGAUUGAAUUCAUGCGAAGACUUGAACAAUCGUCUGCCAUUGUGCCCACGAUGUCAGCUUUUCUUCGUCGUUCCUCUCUCCACAUCCUUGGUACAUCGUCCAUCCCAACUCUGAUCAAGCGAGUUGCCAAAGGCGCCGAGCCCCCAUCAUCUGUGGCCUAUUCGCAAACCCAGAACCAGAACCAGUCCUUUUCUAUGUUCGCAGCUGGCAGCGAACCUGAAGGUCGCGCGCAAAAGACCGCUCAGGUUGCUCAGAUUUGGCUGACCUACGUGUCGAAGCACUGCCCGGCACUGUACAAGGCUCAUAUCGGGGAAUUUGCCAAAGCAGUCGCCGACGAACGGAAUGCGCGGCUCGUAGAAGUCUGCUUGCAAGCACUGGCGGCGGCUGCGACAUGGGACGCGAAGCUUGCACCUAAUGACAAGCGUACUGUAGACCGUGUUUUGCGGUUCGUCAAUGACGCAAAUGAGCGGCAUGCGAAGUUCGCCACACAACUGGUCGUUCGCUUGAAGAACUCCGAGGCGCUGUGCGAACAGCUCAUCGAGUCAAUAUCUGAAGAGCUUCCGGAUGUUGAGCUGGACACUUUGGUCGCUCACAUCGCAGUACUUGCUCAGCUAGCUCUUCGGGCACCGGACGCGUUCGAGCAGAGGAGCGACGUCAUCAUGGCAUUUCUUGUCAAAGACGUCUUGCGGUCUCUCGAAGAUGACUCGAUGGACAUUGACAACAGCGAAUGGGAACCGGAUGAGCGGGUGUCGUACGAAGUGCGCGCCAAGAUCCUCGCGCUCAAGGUUUGCAGGAACCGUUGUCUCGCCCAUGCCGGCUCAGAGUCCGCGCUAGAAAUCGCACAACCUGUCAUUCGAAUGUUCUCUACCGUUCUCUUCCACGACGGCUCCUUCACCGAGGCUGCGAUGGACACCGACCGGCCGACGACGAAGGCACGGAUGCGACUGCAGGCGGCAACGGCGCUUCUGAAGCUUUCCGUUGUGCGUAGCUUCGCCGAGGAGAUCAAUAAACACUUCGCCAGGAUCGCAAUCACUGUCCAGGACCGGGUGUACAACGUUCGGAUGACAUUCCUCCUCAAGCUACUCGGGUUGCUCUCACGGAGCAAGCUGCCGAGUCAUUACAAUGUGACACCCUUCCUAUGCGUGCACGACCCAGAAGAGGACAUCAAGGAUAAGGCGCAGGCGUAUGUCCUGUAUGCUCUUCACAGUAUGCCGAAGAUUGUCAGGCUCGAUCGAUUCGAGCAAAACUUCAUUCGUCUACUGCAUCUCCUUGCGCAUCAUCCUGAUUUCACUGUCGACGCGAAGGGCAUUCCGGAUAUGGCCAAGUAUAUCCAGUUCUUCUUGGCACUCGUGGCGAACAACGACAACAUCUCGCUGCUCUAUCACAUCUCCCUCAAGGCCAAGACAGUGCGCGACGCCGAAUCACAUACCUACAGCGAGAAUCUGUACGUCGUAGCGGAGCUCGCACAGCAUCUGAUCCGGACACACGCGAAAGCGCAUUCCUGGACUUUGGAGACGUGGCCAGGCAAAGUCCGAUUGCCUCAGGAUAUCCUUCGUCCCCUACCGAGCCCCGAGGCAGGGAAGCAGAUCCUCAAGAGGGUGUACUUGAGCGAUGAGGCUCUAACAUGGCUCGCGGAGAAGUCCAAAGCCACUGCGGAACCCAAGGAGAGGAAGCCCCGCGCUCCCAGACAGCCAGGGGUCAAACGGAAAGCGGCUGGGACGAAGGCGAAUGGAACUUCCAAGCGUCCACGGACAGCCAGGAAGCGCAAAGACGACGAGUCCGAGGAAGAGUCCGACGUGUCUGAUCCGGAUGAUGAUGACGAGGACGAGGAGAGAGCGGCAACCUCACCUUCCAAGCCUCCAGAGUCUGGCUCGUCUUCGGAAGCGGAGGUGGAAGGAGACGAGACGAAAGAACGCCCGACGCGUACAAGGGCUCAAGCCAAAAAGCAAGCCAAGCGAGCCGCGAAGCGAGAGGCCAGAGCAAGUGGCUGA